CCGUGAGCGUUCUGUCGCAUCGCAGCCUAUGGGCGCCGCUGCCGGCCGGAAAAGGGCGGGGCGAAUCCGUCCGAGGCUUUAUAAGGCGAGGCCCGUUCCGCCGGCCGGCCAGUCUUGGGUGCCGCUCGGGGGCGGGAGGUGCUCGUCGCCAUGGCGACCGCGGGGCUCUCUCUCACGCGCUCCUUAGGCCAGGCCUGCGCCUCCUGUUGCCGCCGGCAGCAGCUCCUCCUUCCUCCCAAAGGGGCCAGGCGCCUACACCUCACCGGAGCCAGGAAUGAAGCGGUGGUCAUUUCUGGGCGGAAGCUGGCGCGGCAGAUCAGGCAAGAAGCCCGUCACGAAGUGGAGCAGUGGGUCGCGGCUGGGAACAAAAGGCCCCACCUCAGUGUGGUCCUAGUUGGCGAAAAUCCUGCAAGUCACUCCUAUGUACUGAACAAAACCAAAGCGGCAGCUGAUGUAGGGAUCAGCAGUGAAACGAUCCUCAAGCCGGCUUCCGUCACUGAGGAGGAGCUCCUUGAUUUAAUCACCAAACUCAACCGUGACUCCAACGUAGACGGCCUUCUUGUGCAGCUCCCUUUGCCCGAACAUAUUGAUGAGCGAAAGGUCUGCAAUGCUGUGAACCCCGAAAAAGACGUGGACGGCUUCCAUGUGGUGAAUGUGGGCCGGAUGUGCCUGGACCAAUACUCCAUGCUGCCAGCCACACCGUGGGGCGUGUGGGAGAUCAUCAAGAGGACAGGAAUCCCCACCCUGGGCAAGAACGUGGUUGUGGCCGGCCGUUCGAAGAAUGUCGGGAUGCCCAUUGCUAUGCUCCUUCAUACUGAUGGCAGGCACGAACGUCCCGGAGGGGACGCCACCGUAACAAUCUCUCACCGCUACACUCCCAAAGAGCAGCUCAAGAAGCACACGAUCCUUGCUGACAUUGUGGUUGCAGCUGCAGGUAUUCCUAAUCUGAUUACAGCAGAUAUGAUCAAAGAAGGAGCUGCCGUUAUCGACGUCGGCAUAAACAGAGUCCAGGAUCCAGUUACCGCCAAACCAAAACUUGUUGGAGAUGUGGAUUUUGAAGGAGUAAAACAGAAAGCCAGCUACAUCACUCCAGUCCCCGGCGGGGUUGGCCCCAUGACUGUGGCCAUGCUCAUGAAGAACACCAUCAUCGCUGCCAAGAAGAUGCUGAGGCCUUCGGAGCUGGCAGCCCUCAGCGCUUAAUGCUUAAUGUGGGACUUGAUCUGGCGAAAAAGCAACAUUCCUUGCUGCUCCCCAAACACAAGUGGAAAAGCCAUGCAAUAUUUAUUUGUUGAAGGAGGAAAGUUCAUUGGACAGAUAUUUAUUUGCAGCGUAUUGUGCCAAGGCAGAAUGUGUCCUCAUGCAGAGCGCGGUGUGCGAAUCCUACCGUUCCAGCAGCUGCGCCUUAAGUAACCAUGUGCCAGCUUGAGGAUGCGUCUGCUUCUGAUGCGUAACUUAAGGGCCAAGAAUGGAUGGGGAGCGUGCAAAAGGCAUUAGUAUGUAUUUGGUGCAAGGUCAACUAACAAACCUCAGAUGAAUUUAUUUUCUACAAAGUCUUAUUUAUAUGGCAUUUUAAUAAGCCCUUCUAACAAAGCGAUUUCUAGUUUGUUUUGAGUACUCUCUGAUCCUGUACGUUUUUAAAAGGAUGGAGUGGUCUUAAAUGCUAAGUGGUGCUUAAGGCAUAGUGUUAAGAAAUCUGGCUGAAGUUCGUCAGGCCUUGCUAAGCUUGCUUGCUUGCUUGCUCUUUUACACAGGCAGUUAGCAAACAUUGCGGGUUGUGUCCGAAUAAAAAGGAGCCUGUA
Molecule: messenger RNA, 1799 nt
Organism: Sceloporus undulatus (fence lizard)
Lineage: Eukaryota; Metazoa; Chordata; Lepidosauria; Squamata; Phrynosomatidae
Gene: MTHFD2
Product: methylenetetrahydrofolate dehydrogenase (NADP+ dependent) 2, methenyltetrahydrofolate cyclohydrolase
Exons: 8
Coding region: 151-1200 (349 amino acids)
Biological process (GO): tetrahydrofolate interconversion
Cellular component (GO): mitochondrion
Molecular function (GO): methenyltetrahydrofolate cyclohydrolase activity; methylenetetrahydrofolate dehydrogenase (NADP+) activity; methylenetetrahydrofolate dehydrogenase (NAD+) activity
Source: RefSeq, a predicted model, not a curated record